Messenger RNA from Cladophialophora immunda, 2502 nucleotides. RefSeq lists its product as uncharacterized. Gene Ontology annotation, biological process: oligosaccharide metabolic process; protein N-linked glycosylation. The transcript has a single exon. Bases 62 to 2452 code for a protein of 796 amino acids. Lineage: Eukaryota; Fungi; Ascomycota; Eurotiomycetes; Chaetothyriales; Herpotrichiellaceae. Gene Ontology annotation, molecular function: Glc3Man9GlcNAc2 oligosaccharide glucosidase activity. The record is from RefSeq and is a predicted model, not a curated record. Gene Ontology annotation, cellular component: endoplasmic reticulum membrane.
UCUGGAAAACCAACACCAAUGGCGAGCUGAGGUGAGGCUUUAGAAGUAGCCAUCAGGCAGGAUGUUGAGCUAUGCAAGCGGGCAUGUUGUUCUCCAGCGACUUCAUCUUUUGACUUUCACCCUCCUCUCACUUUGUUCCUUCUUCGCGCACGCUUCGAAUGACACCCUACUAUGGGGUCCUUACCGCCCGAACCUCUACUUUGGAGUCCGACCACGAGUCCCCAAUAGCCUAUUGACCGGUUUGCUAUGGGCCAACACUGACAACUAUGGCACCGCCCAGCUCAACUUCCGGCACACCUGCGAGCAGCAUGAGGGGAUGGCCGGUUAUGGGUGGGAAGAGUAUGAUGUGCGAAAUGGUGGAAGACAAGUCAUACGGGACACGGGGAACAAGAUCGACUUGACAAUUGAUUUUGUGAAAACAUCCGGCGGACAACAUGGUGGAAAUUGGGCUGCGAGGAUAAAGGGUCAUCCAAGAGAAGAUGCGCCUCCCACACUGGUCACAACCCUGAUCUUCUAUGCUGGCAUGGAAGGGCUGGGUGAGCUUGCAUUCACGAACACGGACGAGGAAGAUGGGGCCGUGACCCUGCACGGCGAGACAAGUGAGCUUGGGCAAUUUGAUAUUUCCUUUGAGGACUCGUCAGAAAAUCUCCUGCCAUACAAAACACACCCGUCUUGGGAUUCCAAACCACUCGACCGGCCGCUUCUGUGCAGCCUCCAAAUCCCGCCGGAUGCCAUCUGGCAAGCCAAGAACAUCGUUUUUGCGAGCAUGAAGUCUGAGAUUGAUGGUCUCGUACAGCAGUAUGGACAAGAGAACAUGCCACCUCCGUGGCAAGCCUUUACCAUCCAACAACAGCCUGGUCCGGGGAAUUUUCACAUGGUCCAGAAGAUGUUUGUCGGCGCUUUUGAAACCGACAUACAAUUCAAAUCUGUCUCUGGCCCCGCAGUAUCUUCAGAGUCUCUCACGAAAUCCAUCUCUGGAUCCUCAACUGAGUUCAAAAAAAAGUUCAAAGAGGUCUUCGAACCGUUGGCGCCGUUCACCAAACCUGCCUACACCGAUUUCUCCGCCUCGAUGUUCUCCAAUCUGUUCGGCGGAAUUGGAUAUUUCUACGGGGACUCACUGGUCGACAGAUCUUAUGCUCCAGAGUAUGACGAGGAUAACGAAGGCUUCUGGGAGGAGACUGCGGCUGCACGAGCACGAGCGGAGAUUGUGAAAGAUCCCCCGGCCGAGCUCUUCACCAGCGUUCCCUCCAGACCUUUCUUUCCACGUGGGUUCUUAUGGGACGAGGGCUUCCACCUCAUCCCAAUCGCGGAUUGGGAUCUAGACGUUACAAUCGACAUCGUAAAGUCAUGGUUCAACCUCAUGGAUCAGGAUGGUUGGAUUGCUCGCGAGCAGAUUCUCGGUCCUGAAGCACGUAGCAAGGUGCCUCCAGAAUUCCAGGUCCAGUAUCCGCACUACGCCAAUCCACCCACACUCUUCCUCAUCAUAGACAUUUUGAUGGACAAAAUGUCGAGCCCCGCAUAUGCUGCGUCCAAGGGUCACAUUGAAGGCGAGCUCCGGAACCUAUACCCCUUGCUCAAACGCCAGUACUACUGGUUCCGCCGGACCCAGUUUGGAGACAUCAAAUCCUACGACCGUGAAGCGUUCUCCACCAAAGAGGCAUAUCGAUGGCGUGGACGUAAACCACAACAUAUCCUUCCUUCUGGACUCGACGACUAUCCGCGUCCUCAACCUCCUCACCCGGGCGAGCUCCACAUAGACUUGAUCUCGUGGGUGGGCAUGAUGUCGCGCGUCCUCGUGCGUCUCUCCACUCUGCUCUCCGAGGCCGACGACAUACCUGACUUCAGGUCGCAACACAAAGCUAUCAUCCGCAACAUCGACGACCUACACUGGUCAUCCGAACACAAAUGCUAUUGUGACGCUACGAUCGACGACUACGAAGACUCCGUCCACGUCUGCCACAAGGGCUAUAUAUCCCUGUUCCCCUUCAUGACCGGCCUGCUGCCGUCGACCCACCCUCACCUCCCCGACGUGCUCGACCUGAUCUCUUCGCCGUCGGAACUCUGGUCCCCGUUCGGGAUCCGCUCCCUCUCCAAGUCCGACGCCUUCUACGGCACGGACGAGAACUACUGGCGCUCCCCGAUCUGGGUCAACAUGAACUACCUCAUCCUCAAAUCGCUCCUCGACCUCGUCCGCUCCACCGACCCGGCUCCGCCCGCCGCGGUGAAGACCCGCGCCCUCAAGAUCUACACCGACCUGCGCAAGAACCUGGUCGAGACCGUCUUCAAGGAGUGGGAGCGCACGGGCUUCGCCUGGGAGCAGUAUAACCCGGAAACGGGCGAGGGGCAGCGCACGCAGCAUUUCACCGGCUGGACGAGUUUGGUCGUCGUGAUUAUGAGGAUGCCAGAUCUGAGCGGUGGUGGCGGCGCAGCGAUUCAGCACGGCGAACUCUGAAAAUGGUUGGUGAUUCAUGUGGCGUCUAAGAUGGCAAAUCCCCCCCCCCC